This is a messenger RNA of Erigeron canadensis, 840 nucleotides long. Its product is annotated as flavanone 3-dioxygenase 3-like. The coding region runs from base 16 to 741 and encodes 241 amino acids. Lineage: Eukaryota; Viridiplantae; Streptophyta; Magnoliopsida; Asterales; Asteraceae. The transcript has 2 exons. The record is from RefSeq and is a predicted model, not a curated record.
GAGAAGACAAGGUUCAUGUCUAAUGAUGUUCACAAGCCAGUUCGUUAUGGGACAAGUGUAAAGGACGGGGCUGAAAAAGCUCAGCCUUGGAGAAUUUUUCUUAAACAUUAUGCUCAUCCUUUGAAUGAUUGUAUCCAACAAUGGCCCGAUAACCCUUCUGAUUACCGAGAUAAAAUGGGGGAUUAUGUCACGAAAGCAAGACAGUUGGCCAUCGAACUUAUGAGUGCCAUAACCGAAAGUCUUGGAAUUGGCCCAAAAUAUCUUGAAAACAAGAUGGAAGAUGGUAUGCAAGUGAUGGCUGUUAAUUGCUACCCAAAGUGUCCAGAACCACAUCUAGCUUUACGAUUAGCACCUCAUUCGGACCAUAGUUGCAUCACCAUUUUGCAUCACAGCUCGUGUGGUCUUGAAAUUAUGGAUGGUUCAGCUGGAACUUGGCGACUAGUCCCUGAGCUACACGGGGCUCUACAAGUCCUGGUGGGUGACCAUAUGGAAGUACUAAGCAAUGGAUUAUACAAGAGCACAAUUCAUAGGGUUACCCUCAACAAUGAUAAGACUCGGGUUUCUAUUGCAAGUUUACAUAGUAUGGGAAUGGAUGAGAAAAUGGCACCUGCUGAAGAACUUAUUACCGAUGAAUAUCCGAAAAAGUACAAGGAAAGUAGCUUUCAGGAUUUCUUGAAUUUUCUCACAAGAACUGACAUUUUAGAAGGGAAGACCUUCAUUGAAUCACUCAAGAUCAACUAAAAAUUCAAGAAAAAUAAAAACUAAUGAAUAAAUUGGUAUGUAAUGAAUAACAUAGAAACAUGUUUGUUACUUUGUUUCCAUUUCACUUUGAUAUGAUUA